GACAAUAUGGCGGACAAAAAGAAAAUUCCAAAUGCCGAGGAUAAAGUGGCUCAAAAUAUACUUACAAGAGGAACUCUUGCGUCAAGAAUGAUAAAUCCUGAGCUCUUUAUCCGUCCAAAUAAAGUCGUGAUGGGUGUUGGUUUAAUAAUGCUGACCGGUUGCGUUAUAUGCCUGGCAUACAUGAAUUCUGAUCAGAAACCAGUCCAUGUUCAAACAAAGCCGGUCAAAAGUGAAUCAAGAAAAAGAUCAAAAUGGGACUAAGUCGCCAGCAAUGUCUUGUUCCAUAAUACUGUAAAUGUUACAACUAUUGUUGCUAUAGCUAAAUGUAAUAUAAAUAUGAGAUUAAUAAAAUUGUAUAU
Molecule: messenger RNA, 359 nt
Organism: Dendronephthya gigantea
Lineage: Eukaryota; Metazoa; Cnidaria; Anthozoa; Malacalcyonacea; Nephtheidae
Product: small integral membrane protein 8-like
Exons: 2
Coding region: 7-261 (84 amino acids)
Source: RefSeq, a predicted model, not a curated record